This is a messenger RNA of Pecten maximus, 1608 nucleotides long. RefSeq lists its product as uncharacterized. Lineage: Eukaryota; Metazoa; Mollusca; Bivalvia; Pectinida; Pectinidae. The transcript is spliced from 11 exons. The record is from RefSeq and is a predicted model, not a curated record. The coding region runs from base 1 to 1608 and encodes 535 amino acids.
AUGAAUCCAGUAUUCAUGAAGCUGGAGAAGAAUGAUGGUUCUAAUUAUGAACCUGAUACCCUAACCAGCUUUCACAGGGACAUCGACCGCUAUCUGAGGGAAAAUGGUUAUCUUGUCAGCAUUCUAACCUCAGAUUUAUUCAGCACAAGUCGACAGGUACUUCAAUCUCGACGGAAAGAGUUAAAACAGAAAGUGCUUGGGAACCGACCCAAUAAAGCGCAACCUGUCAGUGAAAACGAGGAGGAAAUGUUGUGGGAAUGCGGUCAGCUUGGUCACGACAACCCACACGCUUUGCUGAACACAGUAUGGUUCAAUAACACUAACCUUUUGGGGUUCAGGGGAUGUGAUGAGAACAGACAAUUGAAAUCGGGAGCCAUAGAAUUAAAAAGAGAUGAAAAUGGGUCAGAAUACCUAGAAUUUAGUGAAAGAACAACAAAAACAAGAGGUGGAAACAGUACUCACAUCGGUAUGUCAUCCGAGUCCAUCAUACGUCAGUUUACACAAACAACGGCAGCUGAUAACACCAUGGACAUUCCUGUUGAUGCGGAUAUGACGUCACUCAACAUAAGUAUAUCUGGUCCUACCGAUGUCACAGACGCCACCCUAACGGAUCCAGGUGGUGUUGUGGACACAUUUAUGGGUGGAACAUCAUCACGAUGGCUGGAAAAUAAUACUGUGUUCAUGGCUCUCCAGAACCCGGCUAUAGGGACAUGGACUCUAACACGGAUUGACACCAGUAAAGUGUGGGACGUUAACAUUACAGCCACUUCCGGUAUUCAUAUUGACUUCCGGUUGAUACAGACUGACGGUUCCGGCUUCAAGACAAUCUUUGACCGUAACCCCAUCACUGGGCACAUCUACACAUUUGCGGUCAUGGCUUCAAAUAUCAACGCAGCGUUCGAGCCAUUGUCUUUAGUUCUACAAGACGAGGAAGGCGAAACAUUGACCACUUCCACUCUAACCACGUCAUAUACACCGACAAGGAGCACUGGCCAUACUGAAGUUACCAUGCCGACAUCGAAUUUCUACAUACAACUGUCAGGGAAGGUUCCUGGUGGGUCACCGUUCAUUCGGUCGUCAUGGAGACUGGUGACCCCGGUCAGUGCGGAUCUCAUCGUUUAUCCUAUUAUUGGUCAGAUUGGGUCAACUGAUGACAUCACAUACAAGUUAACCAAUCAUGCAUCUGAAACAAACACUUAUGACGUCACCAUGUCAAGUACAGUGACGUCAUCCAUUACAAGGAGUCACAUCAUGUUGAUGGCUGACACACUCGAAGAUACAUUUGAAAUCACUACAUCAUCAAACAUUGAAUCAUUAUCCUACUCUGUGACUCUCAGCGAACCUGGGGCACCUACAUCACUACAGUCAUCCUCGUAUACAUUACAGUUAGCCAGUUCUCUUUGUACAGUAUCCAUGACUACAAACGAAUGUGACAAUGCUAAUUCCUCGUGUUCGGCCUAUCAAUGGUCAGCCACAGCUGUGUUCAACUUUGAGGUGUCCGUCUUCGUAGUGACCACGGGUGUGUCCAUAACUGAUGACAUCACAGACUAUACAAACGUCUGUUUAUCAAACCUCCCUUACGUCGGAGGCUGUGUCAUCCCCCGGUAA